AUGUCAUUCACUGGAACUCUUGAUAAGUGCAAGGCUUGUGAUAAGACUGUUUAUGUGGUUGACUUGUUAACUCUUGAAGGUAUACCGUACCAUAAGAACUGCUUCAGAUGCAGUCACUGCAAGGGAUGCCUCACGAUGAGUACAUACUCUUCAAUGGAUGGUGUCCUCUAUUGCAAGCCACACUUUGAACAGCUUUUCAAGGAAUCUGGCAAUUUCAGCAAGAACUUUCAGACAGCAAAGUCUUCUGAGAAACAAAAUGAGAUGAAUAAGACCCCCAACAGACUCUCGUCCAUGUUCAGUGGAACUCUAGACAAAUGUUCAGCUUGCUCCAAAACAGUCUAUCCUCUGGAAAAGAUGUCACUGGAAGGGGAAUCCUAUCACAAGAAUUGCUUUAGGUGUGCUCAUGCAGGUUGCCACCUCACACAUUCCUCCUAUGCUGCUCUAGAUGGUGUCCUCUACUGCAGGCACCAUUUCCAACAGCUUUUCAUGGAGAAAGGGAACUACCAUCAUGUGCUCCAAGCUGCAGCAAACAAGAAGAAUGUCACACCACCUCCUGAAACAACUGAAGAAGAAGAGCCACCAAAGCCAGAGGAACCUGAAGAGGAACCACCAGAAGAGACGUCCUAA
Molecule: messenger RNA, 627 nt
Organism: Sphenostylis stenocarpa
Lineage: Eukaryota; Viridiplantae; Streptophyta; Magnoliopsida; Fabales; Fabaceae
Source: the annotation of a GenBank genome assembly